UUCGUGCUUUGUGUACGCGUGUGUGAGUGACAACAGGAUCAGGAGCCCAGAGAUACGAACUAAGCGCGGACCAGCAUCCAGGCGAACGAUAAAACAGGCAGACGAGCCAUUUAUCGGGCGGUGGGCAGAUAGAGUGACUGAGACUGAUACUGCAGUGCAUUGAUCGCAAACGAGCUAAGAAAGCCCAGGGGCGGCCUAGCAGCCUAGAACAUCUGGGACAGCCGGUCGUUUUCCGGGUACGCGCACGCAAAGCACAGAACGAGCACUCUAAACGAAUUUCUCCUCAAGUGUUGGGUGCUAGUCUAGUCCGGUCAUAUGCGCAACAUUUGGAAUCGAUUUCCAACUUUCGGAAGACGCACGCCAUACCGCUUAUACACGACAAGAUUAUUUCCUUCAAAGAUCAGAUAAGGUAAAAGCAAGGUUAAUAAAACAGGAAAGCAAAAUGAAAAGCAUUCAGCUCAACGUCAUAUUACGUGUGAAGUGGUUGUAGUGGUGGGAAUGCCGGGUGUCAAACAAAUAUCGACGAGUUAACUAAACAUUUGUGUGAAUUAUAAUUGAGAAACUUCUACGGGCUAAAAUUGACAGUUGGUGUAUGCACUAUUGUUUGUGUAUCCGCGUGUGUAUUAACGUGUGUGUACGCGUGUGUGUGUAUGCAAGCGAAGAUCGCGCAGACGUCACACGUUGUUUUUAAUGGAGAAACGCCUCGCGUGCACGAUGCUGUGGAAUCGACCAGAACUCGACAGGCUUUGACACUUCCUACAGCAGCUCUAUGAACGGGUUAAAAAGGGACGAUUUCGUGUACUUCUUUUUUCAAAUAGAAAUGUAGGCCUACCUGCCAGAAUAAAGAACAAUCUCACGGUCAGACUCGCUUAGCUGUGAGCCUUUUCUACAUCGAUCCUGCGAGAUCAGUUACGAUUGCGACUGUCAGAAACCAUCGGGAUCGAGAAUAAUUGAGUAAUUAUUGCCAAGCUAGAAAAACGGGGUCACCGGGCGACUAACCGUUUGGAUUUCCCGAACGAUCGAUGCUCGUGCAUCAACAAUAUCAUACUGAUUGCAGUACUGCACGCCGACCAUACAACGGCUAUUUGUGGUCAUGUUGCGAAUUCGGCUGAUACAUUUCUAGAACAGCCUCCACGGCAAUAUAUCGUUAUCCUUAAAAGAUACUUUUUUUUUUUUUCUACGCUUGUCAUCACUUUUGUAAUUAGGCUCGCAUAAACACUAAUAGACGAUUUCGGAAGGGACUGGAUACGCUCAUGAACAGCAGAAUCAUUCAAGGAGUCAUUAAAGCACCGGCACUCCAUUUGUGAUAUGCACUGCUAGCUGUGCUGUUUCGUUAUUGAUGUUAUUUGUGAUAGUAUUUUUCAUUCUCGCGUUUUUCGCUUGCUGGCGCAACGAUGGACGUCAAUUCACUUCUGGCUGACAUCCGACCACGGCAAAAUCUCGUUACGUCACUUGGGGGCCCACUGGCCACGACUACAGUCCUGCACAUUCGCUCGGACACUCACGAAGGGCACGUGGGCGUUGGGGGAAGUAAAACGGCUAGCCCAACUGGCCUCAUCUUGAACAGCCUAGGUGGAACCGGCGGCAUUGGGGCCCGUCUAAGCCCGCCAUUACCUGGACAGACGCGUCUUCGGUCUCCAUCGCCUACUGAUGGGGUUGCCCCGCACACACCUCAAUUACCCACGUCACACGCCCACCUACCGUUACCCUGUCUACAGAGCCCGAGUCCGCUGUCCUCCGACGGAGGUGAGCCAACCGGAGGAUUAUUUCUGUGGGGUCGAAAGCUCGAGUGUCCUUCGCCCGGUCCAGCACUCACUGCAGAAACGUCCUCCUCCUCUACACAACAACAAUCGCAGCAACAACAGCACAACACCAGUAACAACAACAGCGCCAAUGUCCACAACAACAACAACAACAACAACAACAACUCCAGCAACAAUGGCACUAACAACGCUGCCACUUCCGGUCAUCCAUCAGAAGUUCGCACAGUGGUCCUGUUUGGGGUGCCCAUCGUUGCGCUGCUCAUCGACAGCCAGGAACGCCUCUCACUGGCCCAGAUUUCGAACACACUUCUCAAGGACUUCUCGUAUAACGAAAUUCACAACCGACGAGUGGCUCUUGGCAUUACGUGCGUUCAGUGCACGCCCGUGCAGCUCGAGUUGCUUCGAAGGGCUGGAGCCAUGCCGGUCUCCUCCAGAAGAUGCGGCAUGAUAACGAAACGCGAGGCCGAGCGGCUGUGCAAGAGCUUCCUGACGGAGUCGACUCCUCCAAAGCUGCCGGACAACUUCUCGUUCGAUGUCGUGCACGCCUGUGCCUGGGGCUGUCGAGGCUCGUUCGUGCCCUCCAGAUAUAAUUCGUCGCGCGCCAAGUGUAUCAAGUGUGCCCUGUGCGGGUUGUUCUUCUCGCCUAAUAAAUUUAUCUUCCACUCACAUCGUCUACCCGACUCUAAGUACGUCCAACCGGAUGCGGCCAAUUUUAAUUCGUGGCGCCGCCACAUAAGACUAGCCGGAAAUCCGCCAGAAGAUGUCCUCUACGCCUGGGAAGACGUGAAAGCGAUGUUUAAUGGGGGAAGCCGCAAGCGAGUGAUUGUCUCUUCGUCAUCCUCGGCUGCGCCGUCCUCUUCGAGUGGGUCACAAAACGGCCCAGGAGGUGGAGGUUCUGCAGGGGCACCUCCAGCCGCCAAAAAGGCCAAGGCAUCGACUACGACAGCAGUGGCGGCCGACUACCCAGCUCUUAGCCCAUUGCCUCUUGGACAGAUAGGCGUCGGCGGAGGUUUAGGCGGUCUUGGAGCCAAGGUGGGCCCAGGGGGCUACUUUGCGUCGAUGAUCACUUCGCUUAACCUCAGUCCACCAACAACGGGAGAUCAUGAGGCGCCGUUUCCUGUGCCCCCAGUACCGCCUUUGUUCUGUCUUCCAGGCGGUUCACCGACAAAGACAACGCCGGGUAACACUGCCGUCGGACUAAAUCCUUUUGCGGACUACAUGCUGAUGCGUCAGUUCCCCUUAUGGAGUCCGCCAUUGGCAUCAUCGGUAAACUGCGCGGUGUCUCUGGGAAAUGCCGGAGGUUUGAGUCUACCGUCAUCCGAUUCACCCUCGGCUUCACCCCCAUCAACGAUGUAUCCAUCCGCAUUCAAACCGGUUACAGGGCCCCCACCAUGCUCGAACGCCCGCCAUUCGCCGCCCAGUCUAGCUAGUAGUAGUCCGCCGUGUGAUACGACCACAGCACGUAGUCCUACGGGGCAUGGCGGCGGCGGCGGCGGCGGCGGCGGCGCCAGGGAAGACGAAUCAGAGGAACGUGACGAUGUCGACGAUGGGAAGGAUCUUGAUGACGAUGCAGACGAAUUAGACGUCGACGGAAUGGAGGGGCCGGACCUGAGCGACCCCAGACCACGGGGAUUUGUAGCGGCCGCCGAUAACCACGACAGCGUCGAAGGAGCUAGAGCGGGUGACAGCAGAGAUCAUCGACAUCAUCAUGGUGUAAAAGAAAUUGAUGACAACGAUGAGGAUGUUGAAGUGGGCGAAGAAACGCCUCCAUUAAAAUCGCAACCUCCCGACAGCGGCAAUACAACAACCUCAUUAGUCACCGCGACGACAACUACAACGAUUACAGAAGCGCGUUUCAAGAAGAACACCCCUUUAGGCUUCGAUGAGCUGAAGAAUAACAGGGACGAAACCUCAGAUGGGCCAACGAGUCCAAAACAAUUGUAUCAUAUGACAAAGGAGGAGCUUCGCGACGCGGUGCGUCGAGAAGCUGAACGUCGUCGACGAGCCGAACGGGAGUUCGGCAACGUGCGUGAGUCGCUCCAGGCACAGAUGCGUAAAGAGGCCGAAUAUCGCGAGGAACUUGCUAGCCAAUUGCAACUUGUGCGAGAUGCAUUUUACCAAGAACUCGAUCAAGAGCGCAAGGCUCGAAUAACGGUUCAGCAAAAACUUAAGGAAGCACAUGAUGCUUUGCAACAAUUACGUGCUGACUACAAAGGGGUCGACUAUAGUCCAGCUCGAAGUUCCGAACUUGUAAAACGUGAGUGAAUGAACAUUGGCAAACAAACUACAAAAGUCAACGUUGUCUUGAGCGAAUCGCUGAUUUGGCGGGUUGAUGAGGGCAACAUUAUUAAUUUCGAAUGUGUGGAUAGACUCGCCGGCAAAGUGAAAGGAGACGAUGAAAAGUUGUCAGCUAAUUGUACUCGUGCCGAGGUCCUAUAGUCAGUGUUGUCACAUGCGAUUCCAGAAAUCAUCCCUUAAGGUUAACUGCAAUUCAAGAACUGCCGAACGUACUAACUAUAGCGCCCGAACAAAGAAGGCGCGGAUAGCUGUUAACGUUGACGCGAUUCCCACAAGGAAACUACACGUGCAUUCCUAUAGGCAAGCAACAAGAAGACUCCAUUGCGUGCCGUACCUAACUCGUUACCUCGCAGAGAAGCCUUGCUGGCUCUUACAGCAAUGAGCGUAAAUUUAAUGAUUUAGCAUUCGACUAUGACUGAAAUAGCACACGAUUAUAAAUAGGGAUUUCGGCAGCUUCCUGCUAAUUCAACGUCACCCUUCCUCAUGUCACAAAUCUGUCCACUGAAAAAAAAACGACCUGAUCAAACAUUUUGUGUAUAUAUAUGUGUAUAAAGAUACGACAACUAGCUAGCCCAUGAAGUGAUAGUACCAUCUAAAUAAUGCCUAUACACAAAUACAAAUUAUAUAUGUAUAAUUUACACAGUAGUUCUUGAAGGAAAGGGAAUCAAUUUUAGUUUCUCCGUCAUAAAGUAGGUAUAAAAUCGUUCCUUGAUAUGUGCGCACCUUGAUGAAACUAUUCAUUUCUAACCGGUUAAAGGUAACUAUGUGGCAGUUAAUUUAUCAUAAUAUUUAUAUACUCUCAAAGCAUUAUUUUAAUUCAGCAAAUUUAGUAUAUAUGUAUAUAUAUGUCUACUAAAUGUGCCCGCGUAAAAAGCUAACUGGAUGAUGGCCAAUAUAAUCUAAAUAUGAUUUAGGUUUUUCGAAAUUGACUUACUGUGCCCGCGCAAAAAGCCAACUGGAUUAUGACUAAUGUAAUCUAAAUAUGAUUUAAGUUUUUCGAAAUUGACUUACUGUGCCCGCGCAAAAAGCUAACUGGAUUGUGACUAAUACAAUCUAAAUACGAUUUAAGUAAGUUUUUCGAAAUUGACUUACUGUGCCCCCUCGUUCAGUCUGUGAAAAUGUGUAGACCCGGAACUAUCCGGACUGCUUACGCAUUUCUCGUAACGUUAUUUCCUUAAAAUUUCGUUUUACCUUAACUUAUUUAUGUCACACAGAUAGAUUUGAGAUAAUUAGAAAUAAUAUAGCCUUUAAUUAACUUCAUACACACCAGUAACAGGUAGAUAUAUAAUAACCACCAGUUAAUAAUCCCAAUUAAUGUGCUAAUAGUAGCAUAUUGCGGUAAACGACCGAAGAGACGGUGAGAGUUCGAAUAUUCUAUUAAAUUGUAUAAGAAUUUAAUUACAUUCCCAUUUUUCUUAUUAUUCAUAUUAUCUGUUCAUAUAAAUUAUGCAAAAUGGCCUGUAGAAUACUCAAAGACUUCUAUUAGAAAAGGUAUUGUGCGUGCAUCUUUCUAUGUACAAUAACGUGAUCUAGUUACAGGCUGUUAUUUAUAGCGAAGACCUUCUUUAGAAUGUGAUAUGAUAACCAAUUCAAUAUAUGAUUAAACUUUUAAUCACAUAUAAAAAAAAAUGAGUGAUCCUAUUCAAAUUCACGCUGCGUUUUAACCGAUACACCCAGUGCCAUAGAAUGAUCACUGAUGAUUAUUAUAUAAAUUCAAUUGAUAGAACAACUCGUAAGGUGACAUUUUUGUCGGCUUCCUGAGUAAACGAGAUUAAUAAUAAGUAUAAUAUUAUCGAAGGCUUAAGGUCCAUGCUAUAUUGUUACUGCUAAAAUUAUUAUUAUCCAAUAUUGCAAGAUGGAAAAGUGACAAUAUGGAAAUAGAGGAAAGACCUCUUUCUGUAAAUGAUCUAUUAUCUAAUGGAAUAAAUAUGUAUCUCGAUCACAAUUUUCGACAACCCUUCGAUAGUACUUGUGUUGUACAGCAAAGUUAUAUAUAUAUAUACUAUAAUCAUGAUAUGUGAUGGAAUACUACAUAAUCUAAAUAAAUAGUGAUUGUAUGAGUUUAUGGACGGUACUAUGGAACCCUCUCGUGAUCAAUAAUUAUCGUAUUCAAGAAAUAUCCCACCCGUAGACGUCAUGUCAUUAUAUCAUUGAUGAUAAUAAUUAUAAAUGUUUCACGAGCUGAUCAUGUGCCAUCAAGCGUCACGGGGAGACACACUCGGGCCCUUUUACAACCGGGAAAGAUCAACAUUUCGUCCAUAGUUGACUUCAAAUUUGACUAGAUUACUAAUGAAAGGGGUUUGGGAUUACUGUCUACUGGCCUCCAUCGCAUGAUGGGGGGGCCUGCUCCUAGAUUGUCAUAUGAUAGUAAUUAUAAUACGAAAUAGUAUACAAUUCAGCUGACACAAUAUUAUGAAAGGCAUGAGAACGUGCGCCGUUGCAUGCUGAGGGUGAGCGAAGUUAGAACGACGACAGUAUGCAGCGAGUUAUAAAUACAGCACGUAUAUACACGUGUAUAUAUAUGCACGGAGAACGUUCCCAUGCCGGUGAAGAGGGUCAUCGCGAAGUAAAGACAAUGAAAGGAAAAAAACUAGAUUAUCAGGCAUUAUUACUAUAAAUGAUAAUAAGUGUAGAGCAAAACCGUGUGAAGGUGAAUGUGGAUUAGAAGAAUAGCGUCGUGUUAUACAAGCAACAACUUGAACAACACUGAA
Messenger RNA from Varroa destructor (honeybee mite), 6772 nucleotides. RefSeq names its product SKI family transcriptional corepressor fussel (gene fuss). Gene Ontology annotation, cellular component: cytoplasm; transcription regulator complex; nucleus. NCBI's taxonomy places the organism in Eukaryota, Metazoa, Arthropoda, Arachnida, Mesostigmata, Varroidae. Gene Ontology annotation, molecular function: SMAD binding; RNA polymerase II cis-regulatory region sequence-specific DNA binding; DNA-binding transcription factor activity, RNA polymerase II-specific. Gene Ontology annotation, biological process: negative regulation of BMP signaling pathway; negative regulation of transcription by RNA polymerase II. The record is from RefSeq and is a predicted model, not a curated record.